AUGGCGAAAGCGGGUGCGAGGGGCCAGUUCAAUCUGGCUGCUUCGACUGUCACGGAGGACUACAUCGGCUAUCUGCCGGAACGGGAAGAAGGUAUCGCGAGGGCAGCGGUCGAGGACCUCGACGCCGACGAGCUCUGGCGCCGCUUCGUCUCUGUCCGACGACCGGUCCUGAUUGAUGGCUUGGCGCAGGAUGACAGCUGGGCGGGCCAGCGCUGGACGGAUCUAGAGCACCUGCGGAGCGUGGCAGGUUCCACACAGGUCAAGAUUGAACCCAUUGACGCUGAGAGGCAGCAUUUCGGGACAAAUGCCAAGCGGACACAGGUCCGCCUGGACGAGUUUCUGGACAUUUUGAAGGACCCGGACCAGGCAGGCAAGUGGUACAUGACGACGCAGUAUGUCGACGACGAAGAGGAACGGUCAUCGGAGGAGAUGAGCCGUAGGAGCGACGUGAAUGGUGGAGACAGCGACAGCGCUGAGGAAGACGAAGAGGCAACCGGAUCGGAGGAUGAUUACGGCGAUGGUUUGCCUCACGUCGAUCUCGAUCUCUCAUUACCGCCGCCGACGGACGCGCUUGCCAAUGAGUUUCCUCUGCCAGGACCCAAGCUAAUGGGCAACCUCGUCCUGCAGCAGUGCAACCUCUGGAUGGGAAAUGGCGCAAGCGGGAAGAGCAGCGGCCUGCACCAUGACUUCCACGAUAACCUCUACAUGCUCCUGUCGGGCAGAAAGAGAUUUCUUAUAUGGCCGCCUCUGGCCCAUCGUUGGCUCGAGCCCGUGGGCAAGCUCGACCGUGUGCACACCAAUGGUCUCAUUGAGUACGAUCUGCCGCAACAGCCACCUCUUCGACCCGACGGUCUCACAAUGGGCGAGGCAGCAGCGUGGUUGCUGCGCGCGCGUGUUAGAGCGAUGCAUGUUGCCGACGAGAAGGCCGCUCAAGCUGCGGGCGAAGCUGGCCGAACGAGAGCGACGAGAAAGGGCAAGGGGAGGCAAACGGCUGAGCAGCAAGAAGCCCUCGAGCGAUUGCGAGAGGCAGAGGCACAGGUACUCUUGCUACAGCUUCAGGAAGAAGAGGAUAGUGAUGACGAUGACGAGGUACCCGACUGGAGUGACCUGGAUUCAGAUGACUUAUUGGCUGGACUCAGCCAGGAGGAGGAUGAAGACGACGAGGAUGAUGAUGGAGAAGAAGAGGGAGAGGAUGGAGAAGAUGACGAAGAGUCGGAAGGAGAGGAGGAGGAAGGCGACGAAUCCAGUCCAUCUGGCCAAGCCCGUCGAGGGAAAGGAGGAAAGAGGCAGAGGUCGCCUCCCCUGAAGAUCCCCAAGGGCGGUCUGCCUGGCGGUCUUCGCGGUCGGCUCGACGCGCGACCGGGAGAAGUGGAAGAGGACGAUUGGGACAGCGAGGGGGAGCAUGAGCACUUUGGACUCGACGAAGAAGACGACGACUUAGAAGAUGGCGUAGACAUGGUCGCCGCCAUUGACAAUCGAAUAGCGAUGGUCGCAAGACUCAUGUCCGAUUCUGACGAAGACGAAGAAAUCCGCGGUCGGCCGCCAGAUGCGGAAGGCGAAAGUGAAGAAGCAGACGAUGACGACGACAAUGACGAUGACGAUGACGACGAGAAUGAGGACGAGGACGAGGAAGAAGACGAGGAGGAGGAGAUCAACGGCUUUCCCGUUGCUGCGGCGGAGGCUGAUGAGUCCGGUUCCGAAUGGUCCAAUGCUGAAGAUGGCGAAGCGACUUUGGAUGCACUGGCACGACUGCAAGCCGAAGGCGUCGAUGUCGACUUGGACGAGGAGGACCCGAUGAGCUUCAGCAAGAUCACGCCAAAGGCUCUGCACUGGUACUUUCAGGUCCCCGACGAUCCUGCUGCGAGCGUCGAGGAGCAGCAGAAAGCCAACAAGGCGUUUCAAGACGAGCAUGGGAGAAAGCCAAUCAAGCAACGACCGCUUUUCCCAAGGCCUGGCUGCCCGCCGCCUGUUGAGGUUCACCUGAAGCCGGGUCAGAUGCUCUACCUGCCUGCCAGCUGGUACCACGAAGUAACGUCCUACUCUGAGGCACCGGCCAAGGGAAGCAGCAGCGACCCACCAGCCGUGCACAUGGCGCUCAACUACUGGUUCCACCCGCCCAGUGCGUUGUCGAGGCGAGGGGAGGGCGGCUCGUCGACAGGGAAGAAGGCGUCAAGCAACACACGGGACAACACUUUGUCGUCCCUUGGCACGGCCGUGUCGCCCUAUCUGGACCCCGAGGUGUGGGACGAAGUGCGAACGAGCGUCCAGGAGAAGAUCGAUGAGAUUCGGGGCCGCAAGGGGAAGAGCAACGGAGAGGUGACAGCUUCGACGACUUCGCCGAAAGCGACGAGGGAGAAGAAGAAGAGAAAGGCGACCGAGGAGCAAUCCGAGGAGGACGAGGCCCUAUCAAAGAAGGUCAAGGGACCAAGGAAGUUCUCGUGA
Messenger RNA from Acaromyces ingoldii, 2442 nucleotides. Its product is annotated as Clavaminate synthase-like protein. The coding region runs from base 1 to 2442 and encodes 813 amino acids. NCBI's taxonomy places the organism in Eukaryota, Fungi, Basidiomycota, Exobasidiomycetes, Exobasidiales, Cryptobasidiaceae. The record is from RefSeq and is a predicted model, not a curated record. The transcript is spliced from 4 exons. Gene Ontology annotation, molecular function: 2-oxoglutarate-dependent dioxygenase activity.